Thermochaetoides thermophila DSM 1495 is the source of this 1353-nucleotide messenger RNA. RefSeq lists its product as uncharacterized. The record is from RefSeq and is a predicted model, not a curated record. The transcript is spliced from 6 exons. Bases 1 to 1353 code for a protein of 450 amino acids. Lineage: Eukaryota; Fungi; Ascomycota; Sordariomycetes; Sordariales; Chaetomiaceae.
AUGACCCAGACCUCCGAGAGCCGAACCUCCAGCCUGUCCAGUGAUCUCAAGCGUUGUGCUCUCCUCCAGCUUCUUGCAAACUCUCUGGUGCUGACCCAAACGGCACCAUACCUCUCCUGCCAAGAUGUCCUGAAUCUCGCUGCCACCUCCCGUGCCUUUCGCUUCUUGGUGUACCGCACUCCCCAUGUCUUCCGUCGCCUGGACCUCGAGAAUGUGAAGAAGGCCCAGGAGAACCUGACGGUCGGCUGGACCGACGGCGUCGAGAGCCAGUACGCGACUGCUGAGGACUACUACUCCCGUCCCCUCCGUAACAUCUUCGCCGCCCUCCAGCGCCUCGACAUCUUGAGGGAUGUCCAAAUCCUCUCCCUCGACGGCCUUUCGGUCACGGCCGAGCUCGUCCACGACAUCCUCAAUGACCCCGCUUUCAACGUCCGCAUCCUCUCCAUCCGCGACGUCAAGAACCUCAACGAGCACAAGCUGCGCGCCGCCCUGCAGUACGCUUGUCGACCCUCUCGUCCCGAGGGAAUGCCCCGUCUGAAGGGGCUGUACUAUUUCGGCGCGCGCGACCCCAAGCCUAAGUCUCUGUCUUCUUCCCCUGACUCAAGCGCUUCUUCUUCCUCCACCCGGAGCCCAGCUAGCCUCUCCUCCACAACCACCAACCACUCCUCACCCUGGCCCCUUCACCACGCCCUCUCCCUCACCCUUUCCUCCGACCUCGAGCCCUGGUGGCAACGCCGCGGUCGCCAACUCCCCCAGUCCCAAAUCUCUCCCGAAUGGGCCGACACCUUGCGCGCAUGCACAGGCAUCAUCGCCUUCGAUGCCGUUCUGUGCACCGGGCCCCGCCACCUCAAUUCCCCUGCUUGGGGAACCAUCGAUAUGGAAGCUUUGAAUGCUGCCGCGGCCAACCCGAACGCGACUAUGGUGAAGCCGUUUGCCGUGGCGAGUUAUAGUUUGGGCCCGUGUGAAGGGUGUGGGGCAGCCCCAGAGGGGCUGAUUACCUGGGGGGAUGAGGAUUGGUGUCUAGGGGGAGAGAGGGAUGAGUUCGGGAGGAGACUGAGUGAGAGUAGCAGUUGUGGGGAGCGCGAUCUCGCCGGAAGAUAUCCCCUGCUUACGCCGGUGCCGAUGCAUAGCGCUAGCUUGAGGGGGGCCAUGUGUCCCGAGGGGGAGCCACAUGUCCAGAGAAGCUGCUGGGAAUGCGGCAUGAACUGCAAGGACUGCAUCGCCGACACCCAACGUACAUGCCAGAUCUGUGGAGGAGGGUACUGCCUGAUUCAUAAUGAGGGGUCGGAUCUCGCUGCUUGCGAUUGGUGCGCAGGCUGGUCUCGUCGCAGGUUUGAUCGCGACUUGUACUGA